This is a messenger RNA of Colias croceus (clouded yellow), 664 nucleotides long. RefSeq names its product 39S ribosomal protein L51, mitochondrial (gene mRpL51). Gene Ontology annotation, biological process: translation. The transcript is spliced from 4 exons. Gene Ontology annotation, molecular function: structural constituent of ribosome. Bases 143 to 613 code for a protein of 156 amino acids. Lineage: Eukaryota; Metazoa; Arthropoda; Insecta; Lepidoptera; Pieridae. Gene Ontology annotation, cellular component: mitochondrial large ribosomal subunit. The record is from RefSeq and is a predicted model, not a curated record.
GUCAAGAAGAAAUAUUCUUGAUAUGUCAAAACACAUGGAAUUAUGAUUUAAAAAAAUAUUUUUCAUUUUAUUUAAUAUAUAAAAUCUUUUCUUCAAUUCGUUAAACAAUAAUAAUCAAUAAAAUAAUUACGGCUUAGGAAAAAUGGAGUGGCUAGGAUCUACAAUUUUAAAAUCAUUUUGGCGUCCAACUUUCAAUUUCGUUAGAACGCGAUAUCAUGCUGAUAAAACGCGGUUGGUGCGAAGAUAUGGUUAUGAAGAGAAGUUGUGGUGUGGUGGAUUAUUACCAAGAUCUCUCGGCAAACGUUUGCCUAUGCCAGAAUACAGGCCAGCUAACCCAUGGACUGAACGUAAAGCUCUGUAUGGACAGAAUGAUUACAUUGAUAUCUUGGGCAAUGGAGAUUUGCAUCCCGUUAAAACAUUAUACACAGUUCCGUCUUGGAUAAGAGGUGUUAGUGGUAAUGAAUACCAGGUUCUCCUUCGUAAGAAAAAAUUGUUUUCUAAAACUGCUGUGCCAAGAGAGAGACCUACAAAAUGGAAGCAAAUGGAGAAGCGGAUAUCUUUCCUCUAUAGGAAACUUAACAGAAAAACAAAAACUGGAAUGUCUAGAGAUUAGAAUAUUUAAUAGGUUUUAUUGUUAAUUAAUAAAUAGUAGUUAAACAAACAA